AUGGGUUACGGAUGGGCGAUCUUCGAAGGGAUGCUGGUGAUUGGUUCCCUGGGUCUCCUAGGAUCGGCCGGUCUCUGGUUCCUCAACCGGAGGCUUUACAAGGAGUACGAAGAGAAGCGAGCCUUGGUUCAGAUCAUUUUCAGCGUCGUCUUCGCCUUCUCUUGCAACCUCUUACAGCUCGUUCUAUUCGAAAUCAUCCCUGUUUUAUCUAGAGAGGCACGGAUGAUAAACUGGAAGGUGGAUCUCUUUUGUUUGAUAGUGCUCCUUGUUUUCAUGUUACCAUAUUAUCAUUGCUAUUUGAUGCUUCGCAAUACUGGUGUGAGAAGGGAACGUGCUGCUGUUGGGGCCUUGUUAUUCUUGACAGCGUUCCUUUAUGCUUUCUGGCGCAUGGGAAUUCAUUUUCCUAUGCCUUCACAAGACAAAGGUUUUUUCUCAAUGCCUCAACUCGUCAGCAGAAUCGGGGUCAUUGGUGUUACCCUCAUGGCAGUUUUAUCCGGUUUUGGAGCUGUAAAUUUGCCAUACAGUUAUAUAUCGCUCUUCAUUAGGGAGAUUGAAGCAUCUGAAAUAAAAUCGUUGGAACGGCAAUUGAUGCAAUCAAUUGAGAGUUGUAUUGCGAAGAAGAAGAAAAUUAUUUUAUGUCAGGUGGAAGUGGAAAGAAAUCAAGUAUCAGAAGAACUUCACAAGGGUAAAUCUUUCUUUAGAAGAUUUGUUGGGACUGUUGUGCGGUCGGUUCAAGAUGACCAAAAGGAGCAAGAUAUAAAACUAAUGGAGGCGGAGGUAGAUGGUUUGGAAGAGCUGUCAAAGCAGCUUUUUUUGGAAAUUUAUGAACUCCGCCAAGCAAAGGAUGCUGCAGCUUUUUCUCGAACUUGGAAGGGUCAUGUACAGAACGUACUUGGCUAUGCGUGUUCCAUUUACUGUGUGUAUAAGAUGUUAAAGUCUCUACAAAGUGUAGUUUUCAAGGAGGCGGGCUCGAAAGAUCCUGUCACGAUGAUGAUCAGCAUAUUCUUGCAAUUCUUUGAUAUAGGAGUAGAUGCGGCAUUGCUCUCACAGUACAUCUCGCUGUUAUUUAUUGGGAUAUUGAUCGUGAUAUCAGUGAGGGGAUUCUUGACCAAUCUGAUGAAGUUCUUCUUUGCAGUGUCGAGAGUAGGAAGUGGGUCUUCAAGCAAUGUUGUGCUUUUCCUAUCCGAAAUCAUGGGAAUGUACUUUUUGUCUUCCAUUCUUCUUAUAAGAAAAAGCUUGAGAAAUGAGUACAGAGGGAUAAUAACAGAUGUAUUAGGCGGAGAUAUUCAGUUUGAUUUCUAUCAUCGAUGGUUUGAUGCAAUCUUCGUGGCAAGCGCUUUUCUCUCUCUGCUUUUGCUUUCUGCGCACUACACAUCUCGUCAAAUUGAUAAGCACCCCAUUGACUAA
Molecule: messenger RNA, 1407 nt
Organism: Microthlaspi erraticum
Lineage: Eukaryota; Viridiplantae; Streptophyta; Magnoliopsida; Brassicales; Brassicaceae
Source: the annotation of a GenBank genome assembly